Cimex lectularius (bed bug) is the source of this 1073-nucleotide messenger RNA. RefSeq names its product N-alpha-acetyltransferase 10 (gene vnc). Lineage: Eukaryota; Metazoa; Arthropoda; Insecta; Hemiptera; Cimicidae. The record is from RefSeq and is a predicted model, not a curated record. Gene Ontology annotation, biological process: N-terminal peptidyl-glutamic acid acetylation. Gene Ontology annotation, cellular component: NatA complex. Bases 392 to 874 code for a protein of 160 amino acids. The transcript has 2 exons. Gene Ontology annotation, molecular function: protein N-terminal-serine acetyltransferase activity; protein-N-terminal-glutamate acetyltransferase activity.
UUGGAAUUUGCUCCCCGCUGUCCCAUAGUACGAAACUUGUUCCGGCUCGAGUACGUCUUGGUCGUCUCGUUUUGCCGAUUUGACCGACCUUUUCACCCGAGACGGUCACGAAAAAGACGGUGUUCCGUCUCGACGCGUCCCGUUCUUGAGACGGACUGCUGGACUAACCAGCUAUGGAAAUAUUACUGGCCGUCGUGUCAGUUAUCUCGUCGCUCUGUCUCGUCUUGCUUCUGGUCGGUUUCGGUUGGUACCUGGUAUGGAAGUUAUUUUUGCUGAGGUUCAGAUUUGUUCGUGAGCUGUUGGGUGGGAUGCAAGACGUGUCUGGACAGGCACAGCAACAGACAAAGCACAAGACUAAAAGGACGAGACUCGAUUGAUACAAAAAGUCACCAUGAACAUCCGUUGUGCCAGGCCUGAAGACCUGAUGAACAUGCAGCAUUGCAACCUGCUCUGCUUGCCUGAAAAUUAUCAGAUGAAGUACUACUUCUACCACGGGCUGUCUUGGCCUCAGUUGAGCUAUGUGGCGGAAGACGAGAAGGGCAGGAUCGUCGGAUACGUCCUGGCAAAGAUGGAAGAAGACAGCGAGGACAACCCGCACGGACACAUAACCUCAUUGGCUGUCAAGAGGUCGCACCGUAGGCUCGGGCUCGCUCAAAAGCUGAUGGACCAGGCCGCCAAAGCAAUGGUCGAAUGCUUCAAGGCCAAGUACGUCUCCCUGCACGUCAGGAAGUCAAACAGAGCGGCAUUGAACCUGUACACAAACACACUCAAUUUUACGAUAUCGGAAGUCGAACCAAAAUACUACGCUGACGGGGAAGACGCCUAUGCAAUGAAGAGGGAUCUUGUCAAACCGUCUUACACACAAAAGCUCUGACAAAGUGCCUGUGAAAAUAGACAUUUCGACGAAAGAUCCAGUUGUGCUAAAAUAAAACAAAAUUAAAAUGUGAAAUUUAGUUUAGUUUCCCUCAAAUGAAUAUUGUAAUUUAGAAAUCGAUCAAACACAGAACAUUUUUGAUCAAUUACGGGGUUAAAUAUUAAUUUUCUGUUUCUUUAUUAAAUUUGUUUUGUUCUCA